Messenger RNA from Benincasa hispida (wax gourd), 822 nucleotides. RefSeq lists its product as uncharacterized. NCBI's taxonomy places the organism in Eukaryota, Viridiplantae, Streptophyta, Magnoliopsida, Cucurbitales, Cucurbitaceae. The record is from RefSeq and is a predicted model, not a curated record.
AUGAUUAAUAACUUGGAGAGGAUGCAAGAAAUUAAUUUGGCUAAGAGUGAGCUCCUAGGUAUUCAUGUUCUUGAUUCUGAAUUUGAUUGGUUGGUUAACUCUUUUGGUUUCAAGCGGGAUUACGAGCCUUUUACUUACCUUGGCCUCCCUUUGGGUGGUAAUCCCAAUCAUGUAACUUUCUGGCAACUGGUGAUGGAGAGAAUUCAGCACAAGCUUCAUAAUUGGAAAUGGUUCCCUCUUGUUAUUAGUUGCCUUGAUAAGCUGGUUCAAGACUUCUUUUGGGAGGAUUCUCAUGAUGAUGUUGGCAUACAUAAUGUGAAUUGGGAAAUAUCUCAGCGCCCUCAAUUGCUGGGAGGCCUUGGUAUUGGCAAUUUUAAGCAUAGAAAUUCUACCCUUGGACUUGGGCGAUUUUUUUCUGAGCAUGAUGCAUUAGGGAGGUCUUUUAUUGUGGCCAAAUACUAUUCUAUCGAUUGUAUAUGGCCUACUCCUAUCUCUCAUACCUCUUUUAAGGCACCUUGGAGGUUUAUUUGUCAAAAUAUUGGUUUAAUGGCUUCCCGUAUUCGUCAUACGCUUGGUGAUGGUCCUUCUACUUCUUCUUGGUAUGACUCUUGGCUUAACUGUGGUAUCCUAUCAGCUAUGUUUCCACGGCUUUAUCGCCUUGCACAACAGCCAGAGGCUUCGAUGGCUAUCUUGUGGAACUCAUCCUCUCAUGCUUGGGAUCUCAAUCUUCGCCAUAAUCUUACUGAGUUGGAAAUUGCGGAAUGGACCACUUUGUCACACUAUUUGUUGUCUGUCAGGUUAUGCUCUUCCCUUGAUUCCUAG